CAACCAUCUUUCCUGUACACAUACAGUCUCCUCGCUACAGUCCCAGACCUGCAAUCGCAGCUCUCUUUCCAUCCCUGCUAGUCGGCUAUUCAUUCCUUGGGAAGACAACUUGCUCUAGACGAGUCGAGACUUCCUUGUUACCCAGAGCAAUCGAUUGACAUCGUCGCAAUACACCGCCAUUGUCUCCCCGCCACUCGUAUUAUACCUUCUUGCACAAUGUCCUCUGUAUCUGGUCUGCCCGCGCCCGCUCUUCAGGCCUCGCAAGCGGCCAUCAAUGCCGCGUUGGCUGAGAAUGAGAUUAAAGAGAACGGAAGGGCGAAUGGCGACGAGGCAGAGCCUGGCGAGAUCCAGGAGGUAGACAUGCAGCAGCAAGCAGAGAACAUCCGCACGGUCUUCAAUGACCCAACCAACUUUAAUGUCAAGCAUCCUCUCUACUCACCAUGGACCCUCUGGUUUGAUUCCCCCGCAACAAAAGGCCGCAACCUUCCCCAGACUCCCAUGUCGUCAUUUCCUCAGACCCCCCUACUCCAAACCCCCGGUGCUGCGGCAGCACAAGGCUGGAUGGAGGAUAUCAAACGAGUGAUUAGUUUUGAUAGCGUUGAAGAGUUCUGGGGAUUGUACAACAACAUUGUUCCUCCAUCACAACUGCCGCAAAAGGCGAACUACUACCUCUUCAAGGAGGGUAUCAUUCCUGCCUGGGAGGACGAGGCCAACAAAAACGGGGGCAAGUGGAGCAUUCAGCUUCCGAAAGACAAGAACCGAAACAAUGUCGACAGAAUGUGGCUGUAUACGAUGCUGGCCGCCAUUGGCGAGACAUUCGAUCCUUUGUUGUCAAACCCGGACGCAGAAACGCCUUCCCAGUCGUUGAUCACUGGUGUCAUUGUUUCCACGCGGCCGCAGUUCUACCGACUGUCCAUAUGGACACGCAUUGCGCCGACAGGAGCAGGCGGUGAUGAUGACAAGCUGCGCGAGCGGAUCGAGUCGGUUGGGCGACAUUUCAAGAUGAACGUGUUAGGAUAUUCAGACUCGCAGAAGCUGUCUGGCCCUCUAGCGACGGAGGUAGAGUUUCAGUCACACAAGGACUCGGAGAAGAAAGGGAAACAGUCGGGCAGGAAGAUUGUUGUCUAA
Postia placenta MAD-698-R-SB12 is the source of this 1128-nucleotide messenger RNA. RefSeq lists its product as hypothetical. Gene Ontology annotation, cellular component: eukaryotic translation initiation factor 4F complex. Gene Ontology annotation, biological process: translational initiation. Gene Ontology annotation, molecular function: translation initiation factor activity; RNA 7-methylguanosine cap binding. NCBI's taxonomy places the organism in Eukaryota, Fungi, Basidiomycota, Agaricomycetes, Polyporales, Adustoporiaceae. The record is from RefSeq and is a predicted model, not a curated record. The coding region runs from base 217 to 1128 and encodes 303 amino acids. The transcript is spliced from 5 exons.